CCCCAGCGGCCCUCCACCUGGCUAACCAAAGAGCGCACUGGAGGCGGAGGGGCAGCAGCCACCAGCCCGCUCCCCGCCUCCCGAACAGAGCCUCCGUCAGCAUGGGGGUGACAGGCAGCAGAGGCCAGAAGACCAAGAGAUCUCCAUCGACAUUGAGAAGGCCUCCACAGAAGCCUCGGAGUCUCCUCACACGAGAUACACGAGAGGAGCAGGCAGGCAGGGUGCAUAAGGGGCGGCUGCGGCUGCAGACAGGCCAGCUGCCCCAGUCAGAGCUGGCAGCAACCAUGGCCGCGAAGGAGCAGCAGACCACACUGACAGCAAGGGAAUUUAAGGACCCUGAGGCUACCCACUCGUCUUGGUCAGGCCUGGAUACCAGUUCUCAGAGUCUGACCGAUGAUGGUGGCGUGGUACCUCUGACACCCCGGCAGCUGGCAGCCUUCCAGGAUGUCUUCAAACUCUUCAGCUGCAGCCCAACGGGCACCGUGGACAUGCAGAGCAUGAAAGUCGCGCUGCGCAACGUGGGAAUCCAUCUGGGCCCACAGGAGAUGUGUGAGGCUCUCCGGCUGGCCGACUUGGAUGGUGAUGGAAUCGUAAGCUUCAAGGACUUCCUGGGUGUCCUCACUGACAACCAACGCUUGGCUCAGUGCAUGAGUGAGGGGUUAAGCUUACGGGCAGGGGUCCCCCCGGGCCUGCAGACCCUGUUCCUUGAGAUGCUGUUCAAGUUGCUGAGGCAGGGCUUUGUGCCCUCCAGAUCAGGGCAGGAGGUGACAAGCUACUAUUCCAAGAAGCAGCGGGCUCUGCGGCUGAGCUUGUGCUCUAAGGGCCGGGCGCGCGGCCAGGGUCGGCCUGCGCGUACACACACGGGUCUCACCUUCUUCUGCCAGGCAGCGCGUCUUGGCGGCCUCUCCAGCUCCCAGCUGUCACGCUCCCUGCACAUACUGUACAGAGCAGGUGGGCGCAACCCCUACUCUCAGAUUCCCAAUCUGACCGGGCGCCUGCGACCAGAACGCAGGAUCUCGAACCGAGUCCCAGGCCCCGACAUUCGCCUUCCCAAGCCCCAUCAGCCAGGCCGUCCCAAGCUCCCUCCCAGCCUGGGACCACUCAGCAAAGGUCCCCUCCGCCCUCCCGCCGGGCUAGCAAGCCAGCCACUGGAGCAAAUGCGCCCCGCAAAGCUGGCUCCCUCCCCGCCAACUCUAGUGCAGAAGCACCCUUCCUCCCCUUCGCCAGCCUGUCUGCAGAGAUGUGCUAUGAAGAGCUUGUACAAGUAAAGCGUAUGCUGAGUGAAA
This is a messenger RNA of Mesocricetus auratus (golden hamster), 1286 nucleotides long. RefSeq names its product spermatogenesis-associated protein 21. The record is from RefSeq and is a predicted model, not a curated record. The transcript has 10 exons. NCBI's taxonomy places the organism in Eukaryota, Metazoa, Chordata, Mammalia, Rodentia, Cricetidae. Gene Ontology annotation, molecular function: calcium ion binding. Bases 102 to 1268 code for a protein of 388 amino acids.